Mytilinidion resinicola is the source of this 564-nucleotide messenger RNA. Its product is annotated as cytochrome P450. The annotation marks the transcript as partial. Gene Ontology annotation, molecular function: oxidoreductase activity, acting on paired donors, with incorporation or reduction of molecular oxygen; monooxygenase activity; heme binding. The transcript has 4 exons. Lineage: Eukaryota; Fungi; Ascomycota; Dothideomycetes; Mytilinidiales; Mytilinidiaceae. The record is from RefSeq and is a predicted model, not a curated record.
UCCUUCAUCGCCAUAUUCCGGUUCAUGGCCAAGUACCCUGAGCACGCGGAGAAGGUGUAUGCUGAGCUUCAAACCGUUGAUAUCCACGAUGCCAAUGCGCUCGCUUCCCUGUCCCAUAUGACUGCAGUCAUUAAGGAGUGCUUACGACUGUUGCCCCCGGUUCUCACGGGUAAUGGUCGAGUCACUGGUCCUGGGGGCUUGGUUAUUGAUGGCACAUUUAUCCCCGCGUACACUAAAGUCAACGCUCCCAAAGACGUAAGUAAAAUUCCUGAAGCCUUCAUACACCCAGACGACUUCAUCCCCGAGAGAUGGUACUCUCGACCGGAACUCAUCAUCGACAAGCGCGCCUUUCGUCCCUUUGGCGUCGGAAACCGCACCUGCGUCGGCAAGACGUUCGCAUGGCUGGAGCUUCGUCUCGUGACUGCGAUCCUAUUGCAUCAUUUCACGGUCGAGUUUGCGCCGGGAUACAAUGAGGAUGACAUCUUCACAGGACUGAAGGACCAUGUCACUGCGCAGCCGGGAAGAACAAUGUGCUUGUUCCAUCCUAGGACGGCAGCAAAGUAA